Molecule: messenger RNA, 782 nt
Organism: Pyricularia grisea
Lineage: Eukaryota; Fungi; Ascomycota; Sordariomycetes; Magnaporthales; Pyriculariaceae
Exons: 3
Coding region: 227-604 (125 amino acids)
Source: RefSeq, a predicted model, not a curated record
UAAUACCCAAGUAAUAAGUGAAUGCCGACAAAGGUGGCUCGAGUUUGCACAUGUAUAUAUUCAGGCGAUUCUACCACCUUCUCGACAUUUGCUGUUGUGCUUCUUCCCACCCUCAACCGCAAACAUCGCACCGGUCCCUGCAGCAUCUAAUUUGAGAAGCUCUUGCCCAUCGCUCUUUUAGUCAUCUUCCAAAGCUCGCAAAACUAGAAUAUCCCAUUCGCCCAACAUGAAGUUCUUCGCUGCUCUCGUCGCCAUCCUGCCCGCCGCCGCCCUGGCCGCCCCUUCCCUGGUCGCCCGCCAGAGCGCUGAGCACCCGUUCGUCAUGGACAGCGUCGCCUGCGGCUGCGUCAACGACAAGGGCGAGAUGGACAACCAUGGUGACUGCAUCUUCCAGGUCGGCGACACCAGGCAGAACGUUGGUGAUGUUUCUGGCCUCUGUUACAGGAAGGUUCCGUGGUCUGCUGACAUGACGACUGUCUUCACCACCGAGUUCUGCGCCAACAAGUGGAUCAACGGCGUCAAGGGCGCCACUCCUGUCUGCAAGCCCGUCAAGCUGUGCGACAACUACGAUGGCGCCUGGGCUCCCUGCAACCUUGGGUUGUAAUUCAUAAAACUUGAGUCUGCCAAGAGGGGAGCGAUCGCAGAUGGAGGGGGGUGGGUGGGGGACCAGUAAUGUGUGUUAUGAGUUGGUCAAAGUUGUUGGGGUCGACGUGUUUCUACUGAGCACGCUUGAUCAAAGCAAUGCAGGCCACGCGAAACAGAGUUUUGUUUAUGUACCUUAC